This is a messenger RNA of Strongylocentrotus purpuratus (purple sea urchin), 1519 nucleotides long. Its product is annotated as pancreatic triacylglycerol lipase. Bases 279 to 1319 code for a protein of 346 amino acids. Gene Ontology annotation, molecular function: lipase activity. Lineage: Eukaryota; Metazoa; Echinodermata; Echinoidea; Camarodonta; Strongylocentrotidae. Gene Ontology annotation, biological process: lipid metabolic process. The transcript has 5 exons. The record is from RefSeq and is a predicted model, not a curated record.
ACCUCACUGCACUGUUCUAAGCACAGUGAAAGUGAUGGGGCUACCGUCAAAAGGGGAUUAUUCUAUAACCCUUUGCUACAUUUACUGCGGUAUAUUUGGAACAAACGUGAUGAAUUCUAAGUCUGUCAAAGUAGUUCGCAGUAUAAUUUUAUAACACAUUGUAUUACAACAUUAUGCUACGGUGUAUUUAGUAGAAGGCAGAUUUGUAUAGUUUCCUAGUGAGGAAUUUGAAUGCGAGCAAAAUAUUGAACUCGACGACGUGAUGAAUUAUAGCGAAGAUGGGUCUGCGAACUGUCUUCCGACUUUAUAUCACAUGGACGAUUUCGACAUCGUUAUGGACGUCGGUUGAAGAUUACUUCGAGGAGAAAGUUUGCUACGAUGACCUAGGCUGUUUCCCCACGACUUUUCUCAGUUGGCAUCAUCGGCAACCGUCCACACCCAUUGAGAUCAACACAACAUUUACUCUCUUCACUCCCGAAACACGAGAGACUCCAGGGGAGAGUCUAGCGAUUGAUAUGAGCCCACAAGGAUGGAGAAAUUGUUCCUUUGAUCCUGAAAGAGACACGAAAAUUGUUAUCCAUGGGUUCCAGGACAGUAGAUUGCUUCGAUAUUCGCUCGAGAUGCAGAACAUCCUUCUUGAUAUGAACGUCAAUGUUAUCAUGGUUGACUGGAGCAAGGCGGCAGAAAACCUAGACUAUGACCAAGCACGGGCUGAUACACGCGUGGUCGGCGUCCAAGUCGCACGGCUGAUCGAACGGCUUACCAAUGAGACUGGAGUAACUCUCGACAGCGUGCAUAUGAUCGGACAUAGCCUGGGCGCCCACACGGCCGGGUACGCUGGCGAGGCUCUGGCUGGCAGGGUGGGAAGGAUCACAGGUUUAGACCCAGCUGGUCCUGAAUUUAGAUUUUCUCUGACUGGUGCCGAGUGCAGACUUGACCGAACAGACGCCAUGUUUGUUGACGUCAUACACACUGAUGGGGAGAUUAUCAUCGCAGGGGGCUUCGGUUUGAUGGACGAGCUCGGCCAUCAGGAUUUCUACCCAAAUGGUGGCUAUUCUCAACCGGGUUGCGUCAUAGAUCCUGUUUGCGAUCACAUGCGUUCCUUAGAUCUCUUCUUCGAAUCAGUCUCAAACUCCCCCACUACAAAAUUCGCCUCAAUGAGAAAGGCGACCGAUUGGGAGCGCAUGAAAGAAGGCGACUUCUUGCAGUGCAACCAUACAGUGCCGUGUCCCAAUAUGGGGUACUGGGCUGAUAAGAGCAAAGGAGAAGGCGUUUAUUAUCUUGAAACGAAGGAGGACUCGCCGUACAGUCUUAGCUAGGCCUGGCUUAUGGUCCUUUUUUUUUCUUCUUGAGUAGCCUACAUAUGGGAGUGAAAGCUCUUGCGAAAAUUUGUCACUGGUGCAAAAACAACAAUGAUUACUGACACCACUUUCGAUUAUACAACGGAAUUUGCAUUUAAAUAUGAUGGUAUAUAAAUCCCUGAACAAUUUGUCUCCUCCUUAUUUAGAGGAGUCCUCCA